CGACAGUCCGGUCUUUUUUCCCCUAGCGCCGCCGGGCCUGCAGGUCUGUGUGGAGCCGCGGUUGCGGGUGUCUGUUCCGCAGGAUGGGGUUCGUGAAAGUUGUCAAGAAUAAGGCCUACUUUAAGAGGUACCAAGUGAGGUUUAGAAGGCGUCGAGAGGGUAAAACCGACUACUAUGCUCGGAAGCGAUUGGUGAUCCAGGACAAAAACAAGUACAACACACCCAAAUACAGGAUGAUAGUUCGUGUGACUAACAGAGACAUCAUCUGCCAGAUUGCCUAUGCCCGUAUAGAAGGGGACAUGAUAGUCUGCGCAGCAUAUGCACACGAGCUGCCCAAAUACGGUGUGAAAGUUGGCCUGACAAAUUAUGCUGCAGCCUAUUGUACUGGCCUGCUGCUGGCUCGCAGGCUUCUCAAUAGGUUUGGAAUGGACAAGAUCUAUGAAGGCCAAGUGGAGGUGACUGGAGACGAAUACAACGUGGAGAGCAUUGAUGGUCAGCCUGGGGCCUUCACUUGCUAUCUGGAUGCUGGUCUUGCCCGAACUACAACUGGCAAUAAAGUGUUUGGGGCCCUGAAGGGCGCUGUGGAUGGCGGCUUGUCUAUUCCUCAUAGUACCAAACGAUUCCCUGGUUAUGAUUCUGAAAGCAAGGAGUUCAAUGCAGAAGUGCAUCGGAAGCACAUCAUGGGACAGAAUGUCGCAGACUACAUGCGUUACCUAAUGGAGGAAGAUGAAGAUGCUUAUAAGAAACAGUUCUCCCAGUACAUAAAGAACAACGUCACUCCAGACAUGAUGGAGGAGAUGUAUAAGAAAGCUCACGCUGCUAUCCGAGAGAAUCCAGUCUAUGAGAAGAAGCCCAAGAGAGAGGUGAAGAAGAAGAGGUGGAACCGUCCCAAAAUGUCUUUGGCCCAGAAGAAAGAUCGGGUUGCUCAAAAGAAGGCAAGCUUCCUCAGAGCUCAAGAACGGGCUACUGAGAGCUAAAGCAAUUUUCUAUGAAGAUUUUUUCAUAAAGAUAAUAAACUUAUUGACCAAGCA
Mesocricetus auratus (golden hamster) is the source of this 1031-nucleotide messenger RNA. It is a transcript of the gene Rpl5, whose product is annotated as ribosomal protein L5. Gene Ontology annotation, molecular function: structural constituent of ribosome; 5S rRNA binding. Gene Ontology annotation, cellular component: cytosolic large ribosomal subunit; ribosome. Bases 84 to 977 code for a protein of 297 amino acids. Gene Ontology annotation, biological process: translation; ribosomal large subunit assembly. Lineage: Eukaryota; Metazoa; Chordata; Mammalia; Rodentia; Cricetidae. The transcript has 8 exons. The record is from RefSeq and is a predicted model, not a curated record.